Messenger RNA from Saccharomycopsis crataegensis, 2337 nucleotides. RefSeq names its product pseudouridine-5'-phosphate glycosidase family protein. The transcript has 2 exons. Gene Ontology annotation, molecular function: pseudouridylate synthase activity. The record is from RefSeq and is a predicted model, not a curated record. Bases 1 to 2337 code for a protein of 778 amino acids. NCBI's taxonomy places the organism in Eukaryota, Fungi, Ascomycota, Saccharomycetes, Ascoideales, Saccharomycopsidaceae.
AUGUUUCUUCGAUAUAAAGCCGCUUCUAAAUCUCUAGGAUCAAUUAAACGGUUCAAUUCAACUCUUAGGAUUGCAGAAGAAAUUCAGCAUGCGUUAAAUACUCAUCAGCCAGUGGUGGCAUUAGAAUCCACAAUUAUUACCCACGGAUUGCCAUUUCCUCAAAAUAUCCAAAUGGCUAAGCAAGUGGAGUCUGUCAUUCGUGAAAAUGGCGCAGUUCCAGCUACAAUUGCCUUUGUGGAAGGCAAACCAUGUAUUGGAUUGAAUAGCUCAGAGAUUGAAAUGUUAGCAGCAGCCAAAAAUGUUAAUAAGGUGUCAAGACGUGAUAUUGCCUACUCUAUGGCCCGGAAACUCAAUGGAGGCACCACAAUAUCUGGAACAAUGAUACUUGCAGAGAAGGCGGGCAUCAAAGUUUUCUCCACAGGAGGUCUUGGAGGAGUUCACAAGAAGGCAGAAACCACAUUUGAUAUUAGUGCAGACUUGACAGAAUUAGGGAGGACCAAGGUGGCGGUUGUAUGUGCCGGACCAAAAUCGAUUCUUGAUGUUGCCAAAACUACAGAAUACUUGGAGACACAAGGAUGUUUUGUGGCUACUAUGGGACCCUAUGGAACCAAUAUUCCUGGGUUUUUCGCGGUAGAUAGUGGUGUAAAGUCUCCUUACAACUUUGAAACAUUCGGACAAGCAGCAGAGAUUGUGAACUCCGGUAUUAAUGAUAUGAAUUUAGAUUCUGGUUAUUUAUUAUGCAUUCCCCCACCAAUGGAUGUUGCAUUAGAUUCCGAUUAUAUUAAUAACAUUAUUGCCGAGGCAGAAAAGGAGGCCGAACAAUUGGGGAUAUUCGGCAAAAACUUGACGCCAUUCUUGUUGAGUAAAGUUGCAAAGCUCACAAAAGGUACAAGCGUGGAUACAAAUUUGCAAGUAGUGUUCAAUAAUGCUCGUGCUGGUGCCAAUAUUGCUGUAGAACUAGCAAAAAUUGAGAAAGGGGAUAAACUUCCAGUCAAACCUGUUGCAUUUACUCCACUGACAAAGCUCAAUAAACUGAACUUAAAGGCUCAGCAAUCUCAAAUGCAAGCCUCCAGUAAAGUAAAUAUUGCAGUGAUUGGAUCAGUAGCAGUAGACUUGAUUUGCAGAUUGAAGCCUGAAAAAUAUCAUAUUGGUGACUCAAACCCAGGCACAAGCUCUUCUUCCAUUGGAGGCGUGGCCUUCAAUGUUUCUAUGGCCUCGAAAUUCUCUGCUACCAGGGGUUCACAUACAACAACGAGAUUAAUUGGACAGAUUGGCGAUGAUGAUUUUGGAAAAUUAAUCACUAGAGAACUUACAGAUAACGGAAUUGAUACUUCGGGGUUGAUAAUGAAUUCCCAAUACGCUACUGCGAAAUACGUUUCAAUUCAUGAUAAACAGGGAGGGUUGGUUGUUGCAUGUGCUGAUAUGGAUAUUGCUGAGAAUUUUCAAGAUCAAGAACUUCUUGAAAAAUUGGAGGCUGCUGAACCUGAAAUAGUCUUGGUUGAUGGUAAUGUGGGAGUUUCCAGCUUCCAUAAAGUCAUCAAAAAGUCUCUCAAUCUAGGCUCAAAAGUUGUUUUUGAGCCAACUUCAUCGAUCAAGGCCUCGAAAAUUUCUAAAGUCAUCAAGGAGGACCCUUCCUCUUUCAUUUUUUCCAGUAUGCAUGUACCAAGUAUUUUGGAGGCUGGAAUUGGUGAGAUGAAUGGAUUGAUAUUAGCCACACCAACCGCGGCUGAACUUAGAUCGAUUCAUGAUCAAAUGGAUGAAGAUAUGUUGUUUGAUGUCACCAAUUGGUUUCCUGUGUUGGAUGCCAUGGGGAUUAAUUCUGAAUUUAGAAAUAGAUUGGAUAGUAUUAAAAGUGAUUUCCUCAAAGAUGUACUUAAACAAGGGGUUUUGCAACAAUCUUUUAAGAUUCUUCCUUAUAUUCCAGCUUUAGCAAUCAAGUUUGGAAAAAAGGGAAUUAUCGUUGUCAAUUUGACCUUGGAUGCUAACAAAGUUUCUAACGAUUUAGCGCGUCUUGAAACCCAUCCAAAAUCUGAAGAUAUUUUAAAGAAACCGAAAUUCACUAUUGCCAGCAAAGGGAAAACCAUUGAUGGAUCGCGGCAACUCGGAGUGAUGAUUCAAUAUUAUGAGGUUCCGACAGAAAUCACGAAUGUUGUUAACGUCACUGGUGCAGGCGAUUGCUUUGCGGGCUGCUUGAUUCAACAAAUGGCAGAUAAAGGAAUUCUGUGGCUAUUUGAACAAGGUGAACUUAGAGAUAAGUUAUUCAAUAGAGCUCAGAUUGCUGCAGGCUUGAGUUUACAGUGUGAAACGGCGGUUAGCGAUGAGAUUUCAAAGCUAUAA